AUGGUAUCUAGUCAAGGAAGAGUCUUACUCGCAUACUCAGGUGGUCUGGAUACAUCGUGUAUCCUCGCCUGGCUGAUCGAGCAAGGAUAUGAAGUCGUAGCAUUCAUGGCCGACGUUGGCCAGGAAGAAGACUUCAAGGCAGCGGAAGCAAAAGCGCUGAAAGUGGGCGCCAAGAAAUUUGUCUUGAAGGAUCUCAAGAGAGAAUUUGUUACCGAGCUCAUCACUCCAGCUGUCCAAGCGAAUUGCAUCUACGAAGGUGUCUAUCUUCUUGGAACCUCUCUUGCAAGGCCUGUCAUUGCUCGAGGAAUGAUUGAAGCCGCUACCACCGAACAAUGCGCAUUUGUUUCACACGGAUGCACCGGAAAGGGAAAUGACCAAGUUCGAUUUGAGCUUGCUUUCUAUGCUCUCGUUCCUUCGAUCAAGGUCAUCGCACCUUGGAGGCUCCCGGAGUUCUACAACCGAUUCGCAGGUCGAUCCGACCUCCUGAAAUACGCCGCCGAGAAGGGCAUUCCGGUCGUCCAAACAGCCGCCAAGCCCUGGUCAACGGACGAGAACCUGCAUCACAUCUCGUACGAGGCUGGGAUCCUGGAGGAGCCAGACGUGACGCCGCCAAAGGACAUGUGGAAGCUUACGAAGGAUCUCCAGGAGGCCAGUGCGGAUGGCCCGCAAUGUAUCGACCUUACCUUCACUCGAGGGGUGACCAGCGAAUUGGUGGUGUACAAGCCCUCAACCGAACAACGAGAAGUCAUUGGCAAAGCCACCGAUGUCCUCGAUAUCUUCCUCCAACUUAAUUCACUUGCCCGAUCCCACGGGAUCGGCCGUAUCGACAUUGUCGAGAACCGCUUCAUUGGUGUCAAGAGUCGAGGCUGUUAUGAGACCCCAGCCGGCACCAUUCUUCGUCGGGCGCACAUGGACCUUGAGGGACUGACCCUGGAUGGAAAGGUCCGAGCGUUGCGCGACUCGUUCGUGACCGCUGAGCUCAGCAAGAUCCUCUAUAACGGUUAUUGGUUCAGUCCCGAACGAGAGUUCGUACAAAGUGCCCUCGAAGCCAGUCAGAAAAACGUGAACGGCCGCGUCCGACUCUCGCUCUACAAGGGAAACGUCGUCGUCGACGGACGCGCCUCGAACGAAGGUCUCUAUGAUGCCAAGGAAAGUAGCAUGGAUGAGAUGGGCGGCUUUGAGCCCACAGAUACCAGUGGUUUCAUCAAAAUCGAGUCGAUCCGGUUACGAAAAUGGGGUGCUCAACGUGAGGCCCAAGGCAAGGGUGUUACAGCCGACCAAGUUUACAUGAAGCAUUGA
Molecule: messenger RNA, 1299 nt
Organism: Puccinia triticina
Lineage: Eukaryota; Fungi; Basidiomycota; Pucciniomycetes; Pucciniales; Pucciniaceae
Exons: 6
Coding region: 1-1299 (432 amino acids)
Biological process (GO): L-arginine biosynthetic process; urea cycle
Cellular component (GO): cytoplasm
Molecular function (GO): argininosuccinate synthase activity; ATP binding
Source: RefSeq, a predicted model, not a curated record